Hippocampus comes (tiger tail seahorse) is the source of this 2351-nucleotide messenger RNA. Its product is annotated as gastrula zinc finger protein XlCGF26.1-like. Gene Ontology annotation, molecular function: RNA polymerase II cis-regulatory region sequence-specific DNA binding; DNA-binding transcription factor activity, RNA polymerase II-specific. The record is from RefSeq and is a predicted model, not a curated record. The transcript has 2 exons. NCBI's taxonomy places the organism in Eukaryota, Metazoa, Chordata, Actinopteri, Syngnathiformes, Syngnathidae. Bases 455 to 2101 code for a protein of 548 amino acids. Gene Ontology annotation, biological process: regulation of DNA-templated transcription.
UCCGCUUCAGCUAGAUUGAUGACGUUUUUUUUUUUCCCACUUAAUCACACGAAGUACCCUAAGUAAUGAUUCCCGAAUUGGUACUGAAUGUCUUUUAGCCUCGACGCAGUUCGCCUGUCACGACUUUAUUGCAUUAAAACAUUAAUAACUAAAAUCUUCGUGAUCGUGUAAAUUCGUCUCAUAGCACGUUACAGUUUCUCGACCUAGCUUAGCUGAGCUGAGUUUUGCUCAGAUAACCAAGAAAUGCGUUUGUUAUCAAUGAAUAGCUAAGCAGGGAUCAAGUGUGAGUAUAAAGUGUUGUGAUUUUAGUGUGAAAAAGAUGUAAAAGAAGCGUACGGGGAGGACGUUUUUUUUUUCAUCAUCGGCAACUGGUCGCUGUCUUUCAAGCAGCCUCAACUUGUGUUACACGGCUAGUGAAGAUCAUCAGCCUGAGCAGCAGAAGUGGUGCUCAAGAAUGGAGAGGCAGCUGAAGGAGCCCAACCCCAUGAAAGAGGAAGAGCGACUGGAGCCCUUUUUCCACAUUAAAGUGGAAGAGGAGCCAAAGUCCCCACACAUUAAAGAAGAAGAGCAAGAGGAUGAUAUCACCAAGUUUUUGUUGACCGAUGACAUUGUAAAGAGUGAAGAAGGUAAUGAUAACCACUGUGAGGGAUCCCAAUUCGAGAGCUUCUUGGCUCCAGUCUCAGAUAGUGACAACAUAACAUCACACUCUUCUGAUACCGAUGAUGAUGAUGAACAACACUCUCUUGGUGAUAUGGCAUGUCGCACUGACAACAAACGUGUGAAAUGUUCUCAGUGUGACAAAACAUUUUUCAACAAGUCAUCGUUGAAAAUGCACGCAAGAACGCACACAGGUGAAAAACCUUUUGCCUGCUUAGUUUGUGGAAAAAAAUUCACCCAAAAAGGACAGGUAAUAGCACACAGUAGAACACACACUGGAGAGAAGCCUUUUGCAUGCUUAGUUUGUGAUAAAAGAUUCUCGAGAAAGGGAGAUUUAAGAACACACAAAAGAACACACACUGGGGAGAAACCUUUUGUCUGCUUGGUUUGUGGUAAAUGUUUCUCUAAAAAGACAAAUUUAACAACUCACAAAAGAACACACACUGGGGAGAAGCCUUUUGCCUGCUCAGUAUGUGGUCUUAGAUUCACUCAAAAGACAAAUUUAACAACACACACAAAAUCACAUGCUGGAGAAAAACCUUUUGCUUGCUUAGUUUGUGGAAAAACAUUCUAUGCAAAGACAAAUUUAACAACGCAUACAAGAAUACAUGCUGGAGAGAAGCCUUUUGCUUGCUCAGUUUGUGAUAAAAGAUUCUGCUCAAAGACAAAUUUAGCAGCCCACACAAGAACACACACAGGAGAGAAACCUUUUGCCUGCUCAGUUUGUGGUAAAAGCUUCUCGAGAAAGACUCAUUUAGCAGCGCACACACGAACACACACUGGAGAAAAACCCUUUGCCUGCUCAGUUUGCAGCAUAAGUUUCAGUGUCCGUUCAACAUUGGUUCAACACAUGGGAACGCACACUGGGCAGAAAACGUUUGCCUGUUCAUUUUGCGGGAAAAGUUUCACGCGUAAGGAAAAAUUGAAUAUACAUGAAAGAACACACACUGUAGAAAGCCCUUUGUCUUUUUCAGUUAGCGGUGAAAGCUUCACAGAAAAGGCAUGUUUAACAGCAUGCACAAGUAUACAUGCGAGAGAGAAACAUUUUGCCUGCUUAAUUUGCGGUAAAACAUUCACACGUAAAGAAAAAUUGAAUAUACACACAAGAACACAUACAGGAGAAAAACCUUUUGCCUGCUCAGUCUGCAGUAAAACAUUCACACGUAAGGAAAAACUGAACAUGCACACAAGAACCCACACCGGAGAAAAGCCUUUUGCCUGUUUAGUUUGUGGUAAAAGAUUCUCUAAAAAGACAAGUUUGACAACACACACUAGAACACACGGUGGUGAGAAACCAUUCAGUUGCAGUGUUUGUGAGUUAAGGUUUAAUGAAACACGUCAACUUAAGAAACACAAGUGUGCUGGUGAGAAGAGCAGCAGCUAUGAAGCUGCAGAAGAAACUGGGGCUGUGAUGGGCAUUCUUGACUCAUUUUCUACUCCCUAAUCACUGUAUGGAGAUGUUUGUACAGUGGGCUAUGGACUGUAGAUGGCUCAUUUGUCAAAUGUGUUGAUAGCGUGUUAGGGAUUUUUUUUCUUCUUUUUUCUUUCUACAGUACACACACUGUACAACUGAAUCACACGGAGAAGCACAGUAGUAAGAUGUUUGUUGUUGUUCUGCCAAGUUAUCAAAACGGGUGUUGUACAUACUUGACAAUAAAACUUCUUUUCUUUCUUCUUUCUUUUGUAUUUAUGUA